GCGCCUGGGAUUGAUCGGUUCGCGAGGAGAGCGGAGCAGGCGCGCGGCCCAGGCAGAGGAGCGCCGACUCUGGAGCAGCCGGAGCUGGAGGAGGAGGAGGAGGAGAGGCGGCGGGGAAGGAGGAGGAGGGGGACGAGCUGCUCCGCCGCGCGAGCAUGGGGCGCCUGGCGCCGAGGCCGCUGCUGCUGGUGCUCCUGUGGCUGGCCCUGUGUCGAGGGCGUGUGGUGAGAGUCCCCGCAGGGACCCUGGUCCGGGUGGCAGGCACAGAGCUGGUGAUCCCCUGCAACGUCAGUGACUAUGACGGCCCCAGUGAGCAGAAUUUCGACUGGAGCUUCUCACCUUCCGGGAGCAGCUUUGUGGAACUGGCAAGCACCUGGGAGGUGGGCUUCCCAGCGCAGCCAUACCAGGAGCGGCUGCAGAGGGGUGAGAUCCUGCUGAGGCGAACUGCCAAUGACGCCGUGGAGCUGCACAUACGGAAUGUCCAGCCCUCUGACCAAGGCUACUACAAAUGCUCAACGCCCAGCACGGAUGCCACCGUCCAGGGCAACUAUGAGGACACAGUGCAGGUUAAAGUGCUACCAGAUGCCCUACACUUGGGUCCCAGCGCAAGGCCUGCACCCAGCCUGAGCCUGCGGGAAGGGGAGCCCUUUGAACUGCGCUGCACGGCCUCUACCACAUCGCCAUUACACACGCACCUGGCAGUGUUGUGGGAGCUGCACCGUGGGCCCGCCCAGCGUAGUGUGCUGGCCCUGACACACGAGGGUAGGUUCCGCCCGGGUCCUGGCUAUGAGCAGCGCUACCACAGCGGGGAUGUGCGCCUGGACACUGCCGGCAGCGACACCUACCGCCUCUCCGUGUCCCGCGCCCUGUCUGCUGACCAGGGAUCCUACAAGUGUGUGGUCAGCGAAUGGAUCACAGAGCAAGGCAACUGGCAAGAAAUCCAAGAAAAGGCUGUGGAGGUCGCCACUGUGGUGAUGCAGCCCACAGUUCUCCGGGUGUCCGUGGCCAGGAAUGUGUCUGUGGCUGAAGGGAAGGACCUGGAGCUGACCUGCAACAUCACCACAGACAGGGCGGAUGACAUGCGGCCUGAGGUCACAUGGUACUACAGCAGGACACCUGACAGCACCUUGCCUGGCCCCCGUGUGCUGGCCCGACUGGACCGAGAUUCCCUGCUGCACAGCUCACCUCAUGUGGCUCUAAGUCACGUGGAUGCCCGCUCCUUCCUUUUGCUGGUUCGAGAUGUCAGCAAAGAAAACUCCGGCUACUAUUUCUGCCAUGUGGCACUCUGGGUACCAGGACACAACAGGAGCUGGCACAAAGUGGCAGAGGUCAUGUCUUCUGCAGCCGGUGUGGGUGUGACCUGGAUAGAACCCAGCUAUCAAGUGUACCUGAAUGCGUCCAAGGUCCCCAGCUUUGCGGACGACCCCACUGAGCUGGAGUGCUGGGUGCUGGACACGAAGAGCACAGAGGCGAGUGUGCGCUUUACGGUCUCAUGGUACUACAGGAGGAACCGCCGUAGUGAUGACGUGGUGACCAGCGAGCUGCUGGCAGUCAUGGGCGGGGACUGGACAGUGAAAUACGGGGAGAGGAGCAAGCAGCGGGCCCAGGACGGAGAGUUGAUCUUUUCUAAGGAACGCCCAGACUCAUUCAGCUUCCGGAUCCAAAGGACAGCAGAGGAAGAUAGAGGCAAUUACUAUUGUGUCAUUUCCGCCUGGACCAAGCAGCGGAACAGCAGCUGGGUGAAGAGCAAGGAUGUCUUCUCCAAACCCAUUAACAUCUUUUGGGCAUCAGAAGAGUCUGUGCUCGUGGUGAAGGCAAGACAGCCGAAGCCUUUCUUUGCUGCAGGAAAUACUUUUGAAAUGACUUGCAAAGUGUCUUCCAAGAAUAUUAAGUCGCCACGCUACUCUGUUCUCAUCACGGCUGAGAAACCUGUCGGGGACCUCUCCAGCCCCAAUGAAACCAAGUACAUCAUCUCCCUGGACCAGGACUCUGUGGUGAAGCUGGAGAACUGGACAGAUGCAUCGCGGGUGGAUGGUGUUGUGUUGGAGAAAGUCCAAGAGGAUGAAUUCCGCUAUCGAAUGUACCAAACUCAGGUCUCCGAUGCGGGGCUGUACCGCUGUGUGGUGACAGCCUGGUCACCUGUUGGGGGCAGCCUGUGGCGAGAAGCAGCAACUAGUCUUUCCAAUCCUAUUGAAAUUGACUUCCAAACCUCAGGUCCUGUUUUUAACGCCUCUGUGCAUUCAGAAACGCCGUCGGUCACCCGAGGAGACCUGGUCAGGUUGUUCUGCAUCAUCACCGUUGAAGGGGCAGUGCUGGAUCCAGAUGACAUGGCUUUCGACGUGUCCUGGUUUGCCGUGCACUCUUUUGGCUUGGACAAGGCUCCUGUCCUGCUGUCUUCGCUGGAUCGAAAGGGGAUAGUGAGCACGGCCCAGAGGGACUGGAAAAGCAACCUCAGCCUGGAGCGCGUGAGCGUGCUGGAGUUCUUGCUGCAAGUGCACGGUUCUGAGGAUCAGGACUUUGGCAACUAUUAUUGCUCCGUGACUCCAUGGGUGAAGUCACCCACUGGCUCCUGGCAAAAGGAGGUGGAGAUCCAGGCUAAGCCUGUCUUUAUAACCGUGAAGAUGGACGUGCUGAACGCCUUCAAGUACCCUCUGCUGAUCGGCGUGGGCCUGUCCACCGUCAUUGGGCUCCUGUCCUGCCUCAUCGGGUAUUGCAGCUCCCACUGGUGUUGCAAGAAGGAGGUGCAGGAGACGCGGCGGGAGCGGCGCCGGCUCAUGUCCAUGGAAAUGGACUAGGCCGUGUACGGGCACACGGGAAGGGAGGGACUGAUGGAGGGACGUUGUGGGAACAACAGGACAAGAAGAGGACCUUGACCUUGCAAAUGGAAGUGUGUGACACUACAAACCAGUCCUCUCUAAUCUCAGGUGGGACUCGGCGCGCUCUCUCUUCUGCAUGUCAAGCUCUGAGCGCGGACACGGUUACCAGCACACAGCUCUUCUUCCCACGGCACUUUGAAAGACAACCUUCGUGUGUGUGUGUGUGUGUGUGUGUGUGUGUGUGUGUGUGUUUUCCAACCGCAGCUUCCUAAUGGUUAACCUGCGUCUAACUUUUUUUUUUUCUCCUACUGGUUUAUAGAUCCGCUGACUUGUGCGUGUUUAGAGCUUUCAUUGCGAGGGGUGGUGGUAAGGAAGGGGUGAUGGGCCUGGGGAGAUCUUGGUCCAUACCUGCCCAGCGAGAGGCUCAUCCAGCAGGGUGGGGUGGCUCAGCCUCAACCUGGUGUGGAGCUGUGCCAGAGGCUGCAGGCCAAGGGUGGCUUUUGCUGGCUGGCCCCACAUUUUCAGGGGUUUAGACCUCAUUGGAAACCUAAACUUGGAGUGUGUAACUUCUCAUGGAGCCCAGAUGCAUUUUUCUUCCCUCUCCCCUCUCGCUUCUCUGCUCCUUGACCACUUCUUUUGUGUUUGUUUUUCUUGUGCGAGUGCUGGAAUGGCGGCCCUGGAAUCCAGAAUUUAGCUCUCCACCGAGCACCUUAUCUUGCCACCUUAGCCUUAAGAAUGAAUAUGUAAAAAAAAUACACAGCCACCUCUGUCCAGGGCGGGAAGGAGGAGAAGCUGGGGACAAGGAGAGGAGCAGACUCCAGAGAGAGUUCUGCGGGAUCCCCAGGAGCUUAAGCAAAGGCCCAGGAGCACAAGGGGCUGCUUAUGGCUCCCCUCAUGAGGGCACAGGAACUGUCCACCAGGGCCUUUGCAAAGGCACCGACAGAUGGGUCUACUGGGCGCUGCCUGGGCUCCUUAGCAUGAAGGCAGAUUGCUGCAUACAAGACAGGCAGGCAUGUAGUUUGCCAUGACCUUUGCAGCCCUUCACAUCUUUUUAGGCUGUCCCACAGGGAUCUAGUGAAAAAGAGUGUGCUUUGCAGCGUGCUUUGCUUUCCCAUUAGGAACACGAAUAGAAGCCCAGCAAUGGACUGUCAUGGGAACAGCCUCUCCAGUAGGGUUGAGAGCAGGCCGGUCUGUCCCCGAGGCCCUGGUCCCUGCUCUCCUGGCACUCCCCUGACACUUCUGCACACACAGCGCUGGCCUUGCAAGAGGCUCCCAACAGGACUCCUAAACAAGAUCCGUUUGUUUUGAGCAAUAAAAUAGUGCAAAAUCAUGGCCACUCACAUGCGGCUCUUUGUCACCCCUGCCCAGCUUGGCCUGAUGAACUAAGCUCUUGCCUCCCAGUUUGCCACCUCCCCGCACUUGCCCCUCUCCGCUGCCCACCCCUGGCUCUGUGCUUACCCCCACAUGGCCCCGAGGCAGAUUUCCACCGAAUUUUCCCUGAUGUUCUGCCCACCAAGAGGCCCAUGUGAGUUGGGACGUUAGAUUCUGCACUGAUGGUCUCAGCACAGAGUGUGGGGAUGCCCCACCCAAGCAUGCAUAAUGACAGGAGGAGCAGGCAGCCAUGGUGGCAGCUGAUUUGGUAUUUUCUAACAACGCUAUUUGGGAGGAGAUGAAUCACAGGUGAUUUCCCUAACCAGAAUUUAAAGAGAACAGAUAUAAACAGGUUCCAUAUCUGUCACAGCCAAGGCCCUUCAAGCCUUUGCAGUUACCAGGCCUACGGUCAAAGGAAAUUCAGGAUUGUUAUAGCUCAGGCCCUUCUUAGGAGGAGGAAAAGGUACUUAGCUUUGGCUGUGACCAGGUAGCCCCGGGCGGACAAAAGACAUGUGCACUGAGUCACUCCAGAUGCUUAGUGGUAGCGUGACGCGGAAUGCUCUCGCAUUGUACCUUUUUGCUUUCAGACUGAUAUGAAGUUCAAGGCUACAGGUAUUGGGGCAUUGGCUUCCACCUAUGGCUGUGUGUCUCUGAUGUCCAUUGGGCUGGCCAAGCUGCGAGUCAUUUGGGGGCUGGGAGAAAGAAGAGAGAAAAAUCUAGUACUUUGUCCCCAGGGAGCUGAUGCCUUCCAGGGACGUUGUCUGGGCUAUGACAGUGUUGUUGUACCAAAUAGGGUUCCCCACAAAGUGCUCUUCCGGAAGAAGUCAGCAGCAUUGGUGUGAAUGAAGCAAGAAUGUCGCCAGGCCUCACACGGUGAAAUUGCACUUCUUAACAAAAAGGAACUUUAUAGAAAGUUUGGAUUUUUUUUUCCUACUCAUAAAAGUAUUCCUCCCUGGAAAGAGCCUACCCUGUGUCCAGAUAGACGCCUCAAAAUUACAGUCAUGCUGCUCAUGAGGACGUGUUAGUUUGGCAGCACCUGCCGCUGCGGUCCUGUCUGAUAGCGUCACCACGACGUCUUAGCUGGCAGGAGUGACCUCGGCGGGCGACCCCAAUGUCCUCAUGAGGUGUGCCCGUCGUUAAGCGCCGCCUGACUGUACUGUAAAUUGUUUACUUUACGAUGUUUACAUACACAUUUUCCUUUUUAGAAAAAAUAAUGAUAAGAAAAAUGCAAACUGACUUUUUAACAACUUUCCAGAUUUCUCACAGAUCGGUGGAACUCUUGACUCACCAGCUGGAUUAAUUCUUAAUUUAGAAAUGUAUUUAUUUGUGUGUGUGUCUUCCCCGCAACUCCCCCAGCCCCACCCCAGCCCUGUGGCUCCCGGAGAUCCUGGGGUAAAGGAGACCCCUUCUGCCCAGACCUUUGCCUGUUUCCCUGGUGGCUCUUGCUUCUUGCUUUGCAACCAUGAUUUUGUCACCUCUGUGAGCCAAAGACUGAGCCUUUUUUUGGCAGGAAUAAUAAGCAAUACUACACAACUUGCUACUUUGAGAAAAAAAGAUUUUUUUUUUUUUAGCUUCACCAACGACAACAGAGGAAGAAGGGGGCUGGGAUCUAGGUAAGUUCUCUGCUGUUUGACCCAAUUCUCAGUGAGAAAUAUGUGUGCAGGUCACUGGGAGAAAAAAGGUUGACUUUUCUUUAGCUUGGCACCUGAGGAUCUGCAGAAUUUUCCAUUGACAAAGAAGGGGUCUUGUGUAUUUUUGUCCAUAUCCGAAGUUAUAUGAACUAAUUGUAUUGUUUUAUACUGUGACCACAAAUAUUAUGCAAUGCACCGUUUGUUUUUUAUUUCAUUAAAGGAAAUUUAAUUUAAAUUGAA
Ochotona princeps (American pika) is the source of this 6058-nucleotide messenger RNA. It is a transcript of the gene PTGFRN, whose product is annotated as prostaglandin F2 receptor inhibitor. The transcript is spliced from 9 exons. The coding region runs from base 156 to 2795 and encodes 879 amino acids. The record is from RefSeq and is a predicted model, not a curated record. Lineage: Eukaryota; Metazoa; Chordata; Mammalia; Lagomorpha; Ochotonidae.